AUGGAUGAUGAAUUGUGCGGCGUUCUUGGUCUCGAUAUGGUCCCGCUACCCAAUGCCCCGGUGUUGCCCAAUGCCGCCGUGACAUGGUCGCCAACACAUCGCCACGCGGGCGCCUUUUAUGCCACGCCGCACCUGGAGCUCAACAUGCCACUCUUUUCCGAGUUUACGACGAUCAAAGGCCGCCGGGGGCUGCUGGACCACUUCUCCAACGUGCUAUCGCACCUCAUCGUGCUGCGCGAGGACGAGAGCAACCCAUUCCAGCAGCUGGUGCUGCCCAUGUCGCGGCAGAGCCCCGCGGUGGCGAGCGCCAUCUACGCGCUAUCGAGCGCACAUCUCGAGUUUAGGGGCGUGGCGGGCGUCGUCGAAAAGAGAAGUAUCGAGUUUCACUCGGAGGCAGCGCGCAACCUGGCCAACUUGAUUGAGAGAGGCGCGCAGGGGAACCAGAAUGAGCUACUGGCGGCCGUCAUACUGCUCAUAUACUACGAGGUGCUGGUGCAUCGCGAGCGUUCUCAAAUCGUCAACGGUCAUCUCAAAGGAGCGAUGGCUAUCCUGAACAGUGUCCCCGCAGUGCCAGAUCCAACAAGAGCUUUGAACUGUGGCACCGCGACGACAGAUCCUACAAGAGCGUUUCUCGAGCGCGCAUUUCGGUUUUACGAUGUGAUUGCGGCACUCUCUUUUCGGACACCGACUCUUUCUGCUGCACCUGAACCUGAUUCCUUUGGCCAUUUCCUUCCCGUCGACAGCAGAGGCGCCUCACAGCCCGCCGGCAGUGCUGACGCUCUACUCGGCAUGGCAACGUCGCUGUGGCCGGUCGUGCACCAGCUAUCCAACCUCGGCGCGCUCAAAGACCAGGUUGUGCGGGCGGAAUCCUGCGGGCAGAUGGUCAAGGCCGAGGAGCUACGCGUUGAGCUGGAGACGACGGCAUCGGCGAUUGAAAUGUCACUGAUGGAAUGGGAGCCUGAGUCGUCCUCGGACCAAGCCGCCAACACGUCUGGUCCGCUGCACGGCAUCUUGCACAAUGCGCGGGCGUACCGUCACUCGGCGCUGGUGCACCUGCACCGCAGCAUCUACGGCGCGCGGCGCGAGCACCCGACGGUGCAAGAGCACACACAUGCCAGCCUGGAGUUUUGCGUCGGGACGGUCGAGAGCCCGGGCCCGAUGGGCGCCCUGCUGUGGCCGCUGUUUGUGGCGGCGUGCGAGGCGCAGACGCCGGCGGACCGGACCAUGGCGACGACGGCGUUUGAGGGCAUUGGGCGGCACCAGGGCAUGGCCAACAUUGAGCAGUCGUGGCAGAUUGUGCAGGAGGUCUGGCGGCGGGCGGACGACGGUGCAAGGGCCAGGGCAGGGGCAGCGGAGGAGGAGGACGGUGGCAUGGCGGCGCUGGGGGCUGGGCUGCAGAACAGCAGCUUGGGGCCUAUGAGGGGACCGGACUUUGGAGAGGAAGAUUUGUGGCGGCAGGUGUGUAGAGAUUUGGGAUUGGCGGUGGUGUUUGGGUGA
This is a messenger RNA of Akanthomyces muscarius, 1497 nucleotides long. RefSeq lists its product as uncharacterized. Bases 1 to 1497 code for a protein of 498 amino acids. Gene Ontology annotation, cellular component: nucleus. Lineage: Eukaryota; Fungi; Ascomycota; Sordariomycetes; Hypocreales; Cordycipitaceae. Gene Ontology annotation, molecular function: DNA-binding transcription factor activity; transcription cis-regulatory region binding. Gene Ontology annotation, biological process: positive regulation of transcription by RNA polymerase II. The transcript has 3 exons. The record is from RefSeq and is a predicted model, not a curated record.